Anisakis simplex (herring worm) is the source of this 600-nucleotide messenger RNA. Lineage: Eukaryota; Metazoa; Nematoda; Chromadorea; Rhabditida; Anisakidae. The record is from the annotation of a GenBank genome assembly.
AUGCGAAAAAUCUCAUAUUACUGGUACGGAGGCGAUGUGUUGUGUCGUGUUUGCAAAUUUUUCUACACGUUCAGUUUUUAUUUGAAUUCAUUCGUUAUCGCCGGUAUCGCGAUCGAUCGAGCUUGUAGUGCUUAUAAAAUCAACUCAUUGAAAGCUUUCGAAAGUGCCAACCGUCGAGUGUUCCGCACGUUGGUGGCUGCCUAUGCGGGCGCUACCAUCUUCUCGAUUCCGCAAAUAUUCAUAUUUCGUGUCUUUCAACCGCUUGAAUUGGUCGAUUUCAGACAGUGUACGCCAGUUUGGACAACAAUCGCCUACGAGUACGAUCUACGCAUUCAACUGCCGACAACCACUGAGAGAGAAAAGAAUAUGCUAGCUGCACAUUAUAUGCAGGUAUCAGUAGCAUCCCGAUCACUCGUCAUCGAAAACAUUCAUUCAAUGUCUUUUUCUUACAAUGUCAUCGCAUCAAAUCCAGAUAGUGACGAGAAUUUUGUGAACGUUGACAAAGAAAUCUUUCAAGAAUUGACUAAUGUUAAACAUGAAGUUGUGAGAUCUCAUUGGAUUAGUAUUAUUACAAAUGAGAAGUUUCUUUCAUCGGUUUAA